Molecule: messenger RNA, 1036 nt
Organism: Heteronotia binoei (common prickly gecko)
Lineage: Eukaryota; Metazoa; Chordata; Lepidosauria; Squamata; Gekkonidae
Product: calcineurin B homologous protein 2-like
Exons: 7
Coding region: 169-738 (189 amino acids)
Molecular function (GO): calcium ion binding
Source: RefSeq, a predicted model, not a curated record
GCUGGCUGCACGGCUCCAAUUAGCUGCUCGGAGCUCCGAUAACAGCUGCCCUGUGGAUUGCUUGCUCCGAAGUUGUUUGGGGCUGGAUAUUAAUACAGAGCAUGGGCUCCUCACUGCCAUAAACAGAUCUGGCUGUCCCGGGGAGGGAUCCAGACAGAGCGCUUCGAGAUGGGAGCCCAGAGUUCCCUUCCCGUCCCUGUUCCCGGCCUGGAGGAGAUCAUGACCGAAACCGGCUUCUCCCAAGCGAACGUGAUACGUCUUUACCAACGCUUCCAGGCCUUGGAUAAGGAUGAAAAAGGGUAUCUCAGCAAAGAUGACCUCGAGGGCAUUAGGGAGCUGGCCGUGAACCCCAUCAGAGACCGGAUCAUCAAUGCUUUCUUCCAAGAUGGGAGAAAAACAACCGACUUCCGAACGUUUGUUCAUGUCCUGGCCCACUUCCGGCCCGUGGAGGGAACUGUAGGCUCAGAGAGUAUAAACAGCCGACUUAGCAAGCUAAAGUUUGCUUUUCAGCUCUUUGAUCAAGACAAGGACGGGAAGAUCUCAAGAGCUGAACUGCUGCAGGUAUUGAGGAUGAUGAUUGGGAUCCAGGUGACAGAUGAACAACUGGAGAGCAUCACGGAGCGAACCAUCCAAGAGGCUGAUCAGGAUGGAGACAACGCCAUCUCUUUUGAAGAGUUCUCCAAGUCUGUGGAAAAGCUGAACAUUGAACAGAAGAUGAGUCUCCGGAUCCUGAAGUGAUCCGCUGAGCGGCCAAGGAAUCUGCACCUCAACUUGGAAACGAAGAAGCCCGGCUCUCAGUCCAAGGCAGGAAAAACAGAGGGAUCCAGACAGUCUCUUCUCUGCUUCUAACAGCCUGAGACAGAUCCUGUAAGCACAGGGCCGAGUCCAAUCGAAAGUCAUUUGUGAGAAUGGGAAGGGGGCAAGAAAGCCCGUGUCUAAGCAGGUCAUGCUCUCUUGCCUAGCAACUGAUAUACCUUCCCCUGGAAUCUGAAAAAACUGUGCCUUGUUCUGCAACAUACAUCUAGCUAAAACUUGA